GGCGCUUGGAAUCGAUUCCGAUUGGGUUUCGUGUCGUUUGCAUGUCGGCGUCAGGUUAUCGGCAGGCUAAGGGGGAUCGAGGCUGGCUUGGUCCUUGCCAUGGAUAGCCACGGGGCAUAGCAAAGUUGUUUAUAGGCUUACCGGGGGCUUACGUUGCGGACAGCAGCCGGGGGGGAGUGGUUGGCUCAGCAUGAGGCCACGUGCCGUAUGACCCAGGACAUCGCAGAGAAUAUACAGGAGAGAAACCGGCAGCAGAGAACAGGAGGCAAUCCUGCCAAGGUUAGUGUGACCAUCCGAUUGUCCCUGCAAAACUUGAAUCGAGACAUCGGGCGCCUGAGAGACGGUCUGCUUCGAGCCGCAUCGUCAAACUUCAUUACCCAGCGCGAGGCUGAGCGCAGGCAAAGCUUAUUGGACGAACUUGAGACCAAGGAUCGGCAGCUGCACACCAUGUUCAGUGGCAACGGAGGAGGCACCACCGACUCUGCCAGGAUGGGGCUCUUGGGUGGUGGUGCCACUGGAGCCAGCUCCUGGCUGGAGGAGGAGCCAGAGGACACUAGGGGGCGCAGCUUUGCCGAUCUGCGACAGCAACAGAAAAGCAUCAUCCAGGAGCAGGAUGCUGGGCUGGAGGUGCUCUCUUCCAUCAUAGCGAGGCAAAAGCAGAUGGGCCAUGCCAUUGGAAAUGAGCUGGAAACACAGAAUGAGAUCAUCGACGAUUUGACCAACCUGGUGGAAGAUACCGAUGGGCGGAUUCGUCGAACCACCAAAAGCGUCUCUGUUGUGCAAACAAAGUCAGCGAACUGCGGUAUGCUGGUGGUCAUCGUGCUGCUACUCAUUGCCAUCAUAGUGGUGGCCGUGUGGCCCAAAUGAGGCCGCCGGACCAAGUAAGGAGGAUCUUUAGCGUCUCACUGCAGGGCUUCGUGCACUUAAGAUUGGCCGGUUUGUCUGGCUGAUCGGAAGAUGAGUUGGGUAUUGGAUCAGAUGAUGAAGGGCUACACAUGCCACGGUUGUCUGUUAAGAGCAUUCACUAAACGUGGAUACAUGGCGCAUUCAUGAUUGUGUUCGCAAAGUGCAUUUUGCGUGAGUGAAAAAAAUCCUCAAAACUUGUACAUGACAGAGUGCACACGCAUUCAAUAGCGCCCAGACAAUUGUACAGUUAUCUCGAUUAUCCCAUCGGUGGGUUAUGGAUUAACCGCGCUUGUGAAUAAAUAAAUGAAAUGUUUCUCGUGCACCGCUGGUUUAUUUGCUAGCUGCUCCUCAAUCGUAUCUCGGUGCCCCCCCCAAAUUUGUUGGCAAGUAAAUCAAUAACCUUAAACAAUGAAAAGCAGAAAACACAUGUUACACCUUUGCCCCCCAUUCUACACAGGUAAGCAAUAAAUACAUGUUUGGCAUAACUUAGGUAUGUUUUGUAGCAUCCGUGCUUUUUUGUAUCUGGCCCACCCCUACAUCCACAUUACUUCAGACAAAGAGUUGGCAAUGCACACAGUGCAUCUACAACAGACUAUGUAUUCAACAUGAUAUUUAAAGUUAAUACCACUUGAACUUAGAGCAGAUGGAUAAUGGAAAUGUGUGAAAGCAAGUGAUUUUUAUUUCCUUUUUAAGUAUUUCAGAUUCAAUUUAACGUGUACACUUUUUUGCAUCGAUAUUGGUGAUAAUUAUCUGCACUCAAUAUCGCAGGUAUUCAGUACAAUGUAUUUCAUUCCACGUGGCUCUUCAGCUGUGGUUGUGAAAACCAAAGCGCGCAAGCCCUAAACAACAGUAGUGUGACAAGACAUCGAGCUACGGAAAUAGUACCAAAUUUUAUUUGCUUAAUUUUUGUACAAUUAUAUGCAAAAAGCGAUUAUCGCUAAGAGACAUUUUCAUUCGUAACUCCACAACAGCCCCAGAAGAUGUCACAACUCCUUCUGAAUCACUUCAAUAGGCCUCUUAAUGCUCUGCAAAUAAUGUUCAUGACAUGUGAAAACUUGUUUUACCUUUCAGAGCUGGAAUAUCAUGGAAAACUGAACUUAUGAUAUGACAUAGUGUGUGCAGUUAGCUAUCGGUGACUUAGCUGAGGCAAUACACUUUAGAAACAAGUUUAUUCAUGGGUGGUGGCUUUAAUUCAAACCCAGGGCUUCUGCUGUGCUGUUAGCCCACCUGACCCAUGUACAACAUGUUCCUAGAUAAUAACCACCACAUAGAUGUGUGCACAUUAUAUACGCCACCCUUUGCAACACACAAGGAAAGUAAGUUACAUUUUUCGUACAUGCUUCCUAGCCGUGUACCAGUGUUGUGUGCAGCAUGUGCACAAGCUGCACAUGCUGCAAAGAAUUCGCAUCUUACCAAUAAGGUAAAGCGGCGGUGUGUUCGCUGUUGUUUUCUGAAUGUCUGAUGUAUAUGUGGUGAAACUGAAAAAUCUGACUUCCAAUGUUUUGUACAUAGCUGGCCCACAGAAUGUAGCCCAUUGCUUCCUAUAGGGCGCUCCCAUCUCUUUCAAAAUAAAGGAAUUGCGGAAGAGGC
Molecule: messenger RNA, 2496 nt
Organism: Lethenteron reissneri (Far Eastern brook lamprey)
Lineage: Eukaryota; Metazoa; Chordata; Hyperoartia; Petromyzontiformes; Petromyzontidae
Gene: STX8
Product: syntaxin 8
Biological process (GO): intracellular protein transport; vesicle fusion
Cellular component (GO): endomembrane system; SNARE complex
Molecular function (GO): SNAP receptor activity; SNARE binding
Source: RefSeq, a predicted model, not a curated record